AUGCUGGAAUCAAACCCACCUCUCCUGCCGCAUUACAAAGCGCUUUUGAGCCACACAGCUGAUGAAGUUGCUGCACUUGAGUACUGCAAUGUAUGGAAAGGUGGAGCAGUAAUGGAGGAAUGUCAACUGCCAUUGAUAGACCUCGAUGGUCUGAAAUGUCUUGAUGCGACGGAGAGGCUUGCUUGCUCUACAGCAAUAUGUAGAGCAUCAUCAGAGUGGGGGUUCUUCCAAGUGGUGAAUCAUGGGAUAAGCAGUGAGUUGCUUGGGAAGAUGAGAGGAGAGCAGAUAAAACUGUUUCAAGCCCCUUUUGAGAUGAAACAAACUUGUGGGCUUCUAAAUAAUUCCUACAGGUGGGGAACACCAACUGCUACUCUUCCAACCCAGUUUUCAUGGUCUGAAGCAUUCCACAUUCCUCUCACAAAGAUCUCUGAAGAAGCUUGCUAUGGGGAGUUUGGCUCUCUAAGAGGAGUGCUGAAGGAAUUUGCAGAAGCCAUGGCAAAACUAGCAAGAUUGCUUGCAGGGGUUCUAACAGAGAAUUUGGGCAACAGAAAGGAAGUGAUUGAGGAUAUUUGUGACGAAAGCACAUGCUUUCUUCGCUUGAAUCGCUACCCUGCAUGUCCAAUAUCUCCAGAAAUUUUCGGAUUGGUGCCCCACACCGACAGUGAUUUCCUCACAAUCCUUUAUCAAGACCAAGUUGGUGGACUUCAGCUCAUGAAAGAUUCCAAAUGGGUGGCUGUAAAACCCAACCAAGAUGCUCUCAUUGUCAAUAUUGGAGAUCUUUUUCAGGCAUGGAGCAACGAUGUGUACAAAAGCGUGGAGCACAAGGUGAUGGCUAACACGAAGAGGGAAAGAUACUCAAUAGCAUACUUCCUUUGCCCUUCCUAUGACUCUUUAAUCGGGAGUUGCAGAGAACCUUCAGUCUAUAGAAAGUUUACUUUUGGAGAAUACAGGAAAAAAGUUCAAGAAGAUGUCAAACGAGACGGCUACAAAGUAGGCCUUCCAAGAUUUCUACUUUAGGAUACAGAUACACAUCGACACUGCACAGGGAUUGAAAUACCAGAUUCACAAUGCAGGGUGGAGAGAGAGAGAGAGAGAGAGAGUCUUUAGAGUCUUGUG
This is a messenger RNA of Juglans regia (Persian walnut), 1116 nucleotides long. Its product is annotated as gibberellin 2-beta-dioxygenase 6-like. The record is from RefSeq and is a predicted model, not a curated record. The coding region runs from base 1 to 1017 and encodes 338 amino acids. Lineage: Eukaryota; Viridiplantae; Streptophyta; Magnoliopsida; Fagales; Juglandaceae. The transcript has 3 exons. Gene Ontology annotation, molecular function: dioxygenase activity.